Peniophora sp. CBMAI 1063 is the source of this 618-nucleotide messenger RNA. NCBI's taxonomy places the organism in Eukaryota, Fungi, Basidiomycota, Agaricomycetes, Russulales, Peniophoraceae. The record is from the annotation of a GenBank genome assembly.
AUGGGAACUUUUUCUAUGAUAGAAGCUUCUAUCAAGGCCAAGUCGCAGUCGGCAAACGAGCGAGCCGCCAUGCGCCGUGACCAACCUUUUGAAGUCAGUCAUCCGCUCGUCAAGGUGGCGAUUAUCCUCUCUACGGUACCCCAGUCCGAGCGCUCGAUCAUGGAGCGUGAUCUUCUGAACAUCCUCGACUAUAUCCUCGACGUUUACUCGAAGAAGGUUGCACGCCGCGGGCCCGGGAGUCUCGCCGAUUGUGUAGUGGAGGACGUCUGGGCCAACGUUCCGAUCAAGCUUUGUACGAAAAAGCAGGCGCAUGAGCUUGUCAAUGGACUCGGCGAUAAUCUGGUGCUACUUUCCCUGGGAUAUCUCGGACGCGAUAUGUUCACUCACCGUCCUUCUGCCGACUUUCCUCUACUUCCGUCAGAUGAGUACAUGAGCGCGCACCCGAAUGGUCACCUCAAUGACGCGUACAUGCUGGGCAUGAUGCCACUGUUUGCGCCCGACUCGCACUGGAACAACGAAGACAUACCGGCCUCGGGCUCCCUCGACGACGUCCCUGACGAGGAAAUGGCUUGGGAGACGGAGGAGGCCCCCGCCGAGCAGGAUGUGACCAUGGCAUAA